Molecule: messenger RNA, 2479 nt
Organism: Arvicanthis niloticus (Nile rat)
Lineage: Eukaryota; Metazoa; Chordata; Mammalia; Rodentia; Muridae
Product: KIAA1191 ortholog
Cellular component (GO): cytoplasm
Source: RefSeq, a predicted model, not a curated record
GGGGCGGUCUUGGGCUAGUUUGCGGUUCGGCUGCCUGCCGGCCACAGUCCUCCGUCGGGGAGCGUUCAUCGCGCUCUCACGAUGGCUCGGCUCUGCUUGGCCCAGCAGCCUCUUGGGCCAUCUGGAGCCUCGGAGCCUCUUUAGUGCGGAAGUUCGGGCCGCAGGCGGCGGGCAGGCAGAACCUCUGGAUGGACCCUUCUUCUUCUUCAGAAGCUUUGCUAAUUUGCAGAAGCUGGGCAAUGCUUCUCAUUAACACCUGUCUGUCAGCAUAGUCCAGCGUCAUUUCACUGUGGUGGCAGGGACUCAGCUCCGAAUUCUGUAUAGAAAAAAACACCUGGAUCCCAGUCUCUCAAUGGCUUCAAGACAACCAGAAAUGCCUGCUCUUGCUCCUAGUGGGCCUCUAGGCAAGAUGUCCCUGCCCAUCGGGAUGUGCCGCCGGGCAUUCAGCUAUGAUGAUGCCCUAGAGGACCCUGCGCCCAUGACUCCUCCUCCAUCUGACAUGGGCAGCAUCCCCUGGAAGCCAGUCAUUCCAGAGCGCAAGUAUCAGCAUCUUGACAAGACAGAGGAAGGAGCGGCCAGUGUCUCUUCCCUUGCUGUGACUCCAUCAACAGCCACUGACAGUUCAGACAAGGCCCCUGUGGUGAAGGCUAAAGCUACCCAUGUCAUCAUGAAUUCCCUGAUCACAAAACAGACCCAGGAGAGCAUCCAGCGUUUUGAACAACAGGCAGGACUGAGAGAUGCUGGCUACACACCCCAUAAGGGCCUUACCACUGAGGAGACCAAGUACCUUCGAGUGGCAGAAGCACUCCAUAAACUAAAGCUGCAGAGUGGAGAGACAACAAAAGAAGAGAAGCACCCUGCAUCAGCCCAAUCCACCCCGAGCAGCACCCCUCACUCGUCCCCUAAGCAGAAGUCCAGGGGCUGGUUUUCAUCUGGCUCCUCCACAGCCUUACCUGCUCCUAAUCCUCACACCAUGGAUCCUGGGAGUGGAAGUGAUAGGAACUCAGCAGAUAAAUGGAGCCUCUUCGGACCACGACCCCUGCAGAAAUCUGAUUCUGGUUUUGCCAUUCAGGCUUACAAAGGUGCCCCCAAACCCUCUCCUAUGGAGGUGAUGCGUGCCCAGGCCACACGAGUAGGUGAAGAUCCAGCAACCUUCAAGCCGCCAAAGAUGGAUGUCCCAAUGGUUGAAGGAAAGAAACAGCCACCUCGAACCCAUAAUCUUAAACCCCGUGACCUGAAUGUGCUCACACCUACUGGCUUCUAGAAUGCUUUCUGUCCAGGGUCUGUAACUUCCCUGGGCUCUGGGAGUGAUGUGGUUAACUAAGGCCUGAGUGUGCAGAUUGUCCUUGGGUGAGAGAAACCAUUUUGCAUUGCUUUCUGGUUGGUGGAAAAUGUCAGUGGUGUAGAGUCGAGGACCUCACUAUUGUUUUUUAAUCAUUUAUCCUAGAGAAGGACUCUGAUCCUUGCUUUCCUAGGUAAAUUAUGCUGGAAUGCUUCCAAUACUAAGGCCUCUUGAUUCUUUUCCCUUGAUCCCUGCAAGCCCUGACUAAUCAUGAUAGAAGUUGCCCACCAAUCCAAUUUGCACAGUGGAGGCCUUCUGAUGUGCAUUGCUUGGACUUCUCUGAGAGUUGGGGACAGCUCAUGGCUAUACUUGGCAGGACCCUGGCUCUCUAAGCUGAACUACAAUGCUCUUCUCUUACCCUGCCUUUCCCUGUGUAGCCCUGCCUGUCCUGGAAGUACAGGCUGGCCUUACGGAGAUCCACCUGCCUGCCUCCUGAGUGCUGGGAUUAAAGGUGUGCCCCACCACCACCCAGCUCAGGUUCUGUUUUUUGGUUAGUCCAGUGCACCACUGUUCUCUUGGCCCUGCAGUUGGAGGGCUGUGUAUCUGCUGUGUCACAGGACAAACACUAGGUCUUGUAUAGCCCCUUUCUUUCGCACUUUAACAUGAAAUUAAUUUAACUUCUGAUUCAGUAUGCUGGUUUCAUACUGGCAAAUGGUUCCCACUCCAAUUGCCGAAGCGCCACCCCUAGUUCCUGGAUAUUAUGUUUUUUCAGUUGUGUGUAUUUUGUUUUGAGACAGACAGUGUCUUACUUUGUAGCAAUCAGAUGGACAGAGAUGUACCUGCCUCUGCCUGCCAGUGCUGGGACUGAAGGUGUGCACACCCACACCCAGCUUAACCUCUGAUAACACUGAGGUAGCCUCAUUUGUUCUCUAACGCUUCUUACCGAGGAAAGGUCUGUCUCGUCUCAUUGUUCACAGGUCUGUUGGUCUUGAACACUCACAUGACUGCUCAAUCAUUUUAGAUAGUAGUCUGUUUACAUAAUGAGCUAAUCUCAUAGAGAAGCCCUGGAGUCUAGGAUUGUUGUAAAAAUUAAUUUAUUUGUGUCAUCUUGUAUUGACAAAUAAAAAUCUUUACUACUUUUUCAAGCCCAGGUCUUUCUUGUCUAUUCUGCCUACCCUGUAGUGGAGCCUGAGCAGU